CUGGCCCCAUUUAUCUGAGCAAACACCCAAGUGGGUCAGUGAAGGGACUUGAGAUGAAGAAGGGAAGCCUUUGAAUUCGCCAAUGUCUACCAGAAGGGGCAAAGAGAAAGUGGCAGACAGUAGAUAAAGCAGAAGACUCCAGUGUCUACAAAGAAGGUUGCAAGGAGACCCGUUGGACCACAGCCAGGAUGAUGAUGUUUGAUACUUGCAAGGAGCCAGACCUGUGCGUUGUCUAUGGGGAACCCAUCAGGCCAAAGCCCAUCAUUCAUAAGAGAACGGAAGGUCAGCAGAAAGCCCACCCAGUCGAGGAGGAGGAGGACGUACCCCUUUUCCGUGGAGGAAGUUUCAGAGCCUCCUGGGAAAUCACGGUACAGACAAAUUCUGGUGCUGCUAAGGAGCAGGAUGUGUGCAUUGUGGGUGAGGAAAACAUCUGGCAGUACCCAAACAUCUGCGAGAGAAAAGCAUAUUUGCAGGAAGCCCACUCAAUGGAGGGUCCCAUUCACAGCAAACUAGACUCCAGUGCCCCCAGUGAACCUCCAGCCCAGAUCGUUGUUGAUGCCACAGCCAGGAUGAUGAUACUUAAUACUUCUAGGGAGCCAGACCUGUGUGUUGUCUAUGGGGAACCCAUCAGGCCAAAGCCCAUCAUCCAUAAGAGAACGGAGGGUCAGCAGAAAGCCCACCCAGUCGAGGAGGAGGAGGAUGUACCCCUUUUUCGUGGGGGGAGUUUCAGAUCCCCCUGGGAAAUCACAGUGCAGACAAUUCCUGGUGCUGCUAAGGAGCAGGAUGUGUGUGUUGUAGGUGAGGAAAACAUCUGGCAGAACCCCAACAUCUGCAAGAGAAAGGCGUGUUUGCAGGAAACCCACUCAGUGGAGGGUCCUGUUCACAGCAAACUAGACUCCAGUGUCCCCAGUGAACCUCCAACCCAGGCUGUUGUUGAUGCUGCUAAGGGACAAGACAUCUGCAUUGUGUAUGAGCAAGGUGUCCUACAAAAGCCCACCGUCCGUAUCAGAACUGGGUAUCCUGAGGAAGAAGACUCAGAGGAGGAUAUAGAUAUGCCUAUUCCUGGCAGAGAAGAUUGGAAAGGGCCCAAUGAAUCCACCUUCCAGCCCGCUCUUGAUGCCACCAAGGAAGAAGACUCCUGCGUUGAGGAAAUGGUUAGUCAGAAGUUCGUUUUUCAAGGAAGAGCCCCGAGUGAAGCCACAGCUCAGAGAGGUAUGGAUACUGCAGGCGUUGAGCAGUGGAGGCAGAACAGAAGGAAAUCUUUGGUGAAAGCACAGGAUGAGAUGGUGGAGCAGAACUACCUGAGUCAGGAUGGACCAAGGAGGGGAAAGAGAAGUCACACAGAACGGAAGACAGAUGAAUCCAUCGUUCCUCAAAGUGGCGUCUUCACUGAGCAAGGAGAACAACCAGAAAACAGAGAUGCUUUGAGAGCGUCCACAGAGGAGAAAAGAAAUCAAAGGGCAGAGUCUGAAGGAACAAGCAGUGGGAGCAGAAACAAUGGAAACAGCCCCAGAUGCCCUACAGAGGUGAAGCGGUGUGGAAAGAGCUUCAGGUAUCAGAAGCAGUUUGCUGCCCAUCAGAUGAUUCACACAGGACAGAAACCUCAUAAAAGUGCAGACUGUGGAAAGAGCUUCCGCUUGAAAAGUGACCUUACACAACAUAAAAGAACCCACACAGGGCAAAAGCCUUUCAAAUGUUCUGAGUGCGAUAAAAGCUUUACUGCGAACGCAAACCUUACACAACAUAAAAGAACUCACACAGGGGAGAAGCCUUUCAAAUGUUCUGAGUGCGAUAAAUGUUUCGCACACAGCUCAAACCUUACAGUACAUAAAAGAACUCACACACGGGAAAAGCCUUUCAAAUGUUCAGUGUGUAGUAAGUGUUUUUCUCAAAGGUCGGACUUUACUAAACAUCAAAGCAUUCACACAGGGGGGAAACCAUAUAAAUGUGCACACUGUGGAAAGAGCUUCCGUUUGAAAAUAGACCUUACAAGACAUGAAAGAAUUCACACAGGGCAAAAGCCUUUCAAAUGUUCAGUGUGCAAGAAAAGCUUUGGUUGGCACACAAGCCUUACUGCACAUAAAAGAACUCACACAAAGGAGAAGCCUUUCAAAUGUUCAGUGUGCAAGAAAAGCUUUGGUUGGCAAACAAGCCUUACAGUACAUAAAAGAACUCACACAAAGGAGAAGCCUUUCAAAUGUUCUGAGUGCGAUAAAUGUUACACACAAAGCUCACACCUUAAAGUACAUAAAAGAACUCACACAGGGGAGAAGCCUUUCAAAUGUUCAGUGUGUGAUAAGUGUUUUUCUCAAAGGUCAAGCCUUACUAAACAUCAAAGGAUUCACAAAGGUGAGAGAUCCCAUGAAUGCUCAGUGUGUGGUAAAUGCUUCAGUCAGGAGGCAAACCUUACUAAACAUCUAAAGCUUCAUAGGAGGAAGACACCUUUUAAGUCAUCACUGGGUAGAAAAAGCUUUACUAAGAGCUCAAAUCUUCCUAGUCAACAAAUGAUUCGCAAAAAAAAGUAUAAAUGUUCAGCUUGGGGGAAAAGCUAUACUAAGUGGUCAUACCUUACCAAACAUAAAAGAAUACCACACAAAGCAGAGAAACCCUAUAAAUGCGAAGGGUGUAGAAAAUGUUUCAGUAGCAGGUCAAUCCUUACUAGACAUAAGAGAAUCCUACACGGAUGGAACAAAGUCUAUGCAUGUUCCAAGUGCAGUCAAUGUUUCCGUUCAAGGAGACUUCUUAUUACACAUCAAGGAACCCACACAACACAAAAACCUUUUCAAUGCUCAGAGUGUAGAAAAGCCUUCAGUCAGGAGGCAAAUCUCCUUAGACAUCAAAGAACUCACACAGGAGACAAACCCCACGAAUGCCCUGUGUGUAGAAAAAGCUUCAGUGAGAGCACAGGUCUUUCCAGACAUACAAGGUCUUGCCAUACAGGGGAGAAACUGCACAAGUGUGAACAAUGUGGAAAGAGCUUCAUUCGUAAAUCAGACCUCAAGAGGCAUCAAAAGCACCACACAAGGGAGACGCCCAACCAGGGUUCAAAUCUCAGUGAAGGUUUAGAUGAUGAAUCAAGACCUCAUGAAGGUGAGAACGCACAGCGGAUGGAAACCAUGUAACUUCUUCAACUAUCCUAAGAAGGUCGCAUCCACACAAUACU
Molecule: messenger RNA, 3163 nt
Organism: Lacerta agilis (Sand lizard)
Lineage: Eukaryota; Metazoa; Chordata; Lepidosauria; Squamata; Lacertidae
Product: zinc finger protein 271-like
Exons: 3
Coding region: 189-3122 (977 amino acids)
Source: RefSeq, a predicted model, not a curated record